Messenger RNA from Gryllus bimaculatus (two-spotted cricket), 855 nucleotides. NCBI's taxonomy places the organism in Eukaryota, Metazoa, Arthropoda, Insecta, Orthoptera, Gryllidae. The record is from the annotation of a GenBank genome assembly.
AUGGCGCACCACGCCCACCACGCGCAGCCCACCAACAACAACAACUCCAGCUCCAAGAACCAGAACGUCGACCGCGUGAAGCGCCCCAUGAACGCCUUCAUGGUGUGGUCGCGCGGCCAGCGCCGCAAGAUGGCGCAGGAGAACCCCAAGAUGCACAACAGCGAGAUCUCGAAGCGGCUGGGCGCCGAGUGGAAGCUGCUGAGCGAGAGCGAGAAGCGGCCCUUCAUCGACGAGGCCAAGCGGCUGCGCGCCGUGCACAUGAAGGAGCACCCGGACUACAAGUACCGGCCGCGCCGCAAGACGAAGACGCUGCUCAAGAAGGACAAGUACCCGCUGGGCGCUGGCGCGCUGUUGCCGGGCAACGACGCGCAACGCAACGCGGCCACGGCGGCCGCGGUGCAGCAGGUGGUGGGGCGCGACAUGUACCAGAUGCCCAACGGGUACAUGCCCAACGGCUACAUGAUGCACCACCACGACCCGUCGGCCGCCUACCAGCAGCACCACUCGGCCUACGGCUCGCACAUGGCGGCGGCCGCGGCGGGCGGUUACCCGCGCUACGACAUGAGCCAGAUGCACCCCAACUCCACGUCGCUCAACUCCUACAUGAACGGCUCCUCGUACGGGCUGUACUCGACGGGCGGGGGCGUGCCCGGCGGCGCCGCUUCGCCCUACCACUCCAUGCAGCAGCAGCAGCAGCAACAGCAGCAGCCCGGAUCGCAGAUGUCGUCGCAUAGCCCCAGCGGGUCCAGCAUCAAGUCGGAGCCCGUGUCGCCGUCGUCGGCAGGGCUGCACACGCCCACGCCGUCGGGCGCGGUGGGCGGCGCGGGUGGCGGCGGCGGCGGUGGCGGCGGCGGC